Cicer arietinum (chickpea) is the source of this 934-nucleotide messenger RNA. RefSeq names its product NEP1-interacting protein 1. Lineage: Eukaryota; Viridiplantae; Streptophyta; Magnoliopsida; Fabales; Fabaceae. The record is from RefSeq and is a predicted model, not a curated record.
UUUUCUUCAAGGAAAAAACAGUUACAACGUUUUCUUAUCUUAUUAAUUUCACAAAUGCCUAUUCUCAACCUUUUUCCUGCUAUGACAGAGUGGUUUUCUAGCAAUGGUUGUUAUGCAUGUAGGCUAUUGAUGAAAGCUUUUGAGAAGCUUAUUUUUGCUGAGUUUAUUUUCAUUUUAGCUCUAGGAGGGUCCAUAGUGGGAAUAAUUGCAGGAGCAAUUCAAGGGCAUACCACAGAAGGUGGUUUUCUUGAAGGAGUUGGCAAAGGAGCUGUUACAGGUGCCAUUGCAGCUCUUGAAUUGUUCAAUCCUGCUGUUUCUGAUGAGCCAGUGUCUAAGGUUGUCCUAUUGAAAGGUUUAUUUAAUGGGAAAGUAUUUAUGGAAUGGAUAUGUCCAGCUGUUGCACAAGCUUAUGAAUGUCAUAUCAACACACAAGGAACAACAAACAGAGAAUCAUCAGAUGUUUAUGAUGAUAGAGGAGUCACACUCAAAGGCAUGCCCCACAAUUUUAUUCAAAAGCUUCCUGUUCAGGAAUUUGAAUCUACCGAAAUGUUGAAAUAUUACCAUGAAAAAACGUGUUGCUCAAUUUGCUUCCUGGACUUUGAGGAAGGAGAGUGUGUGAAGAUACUUCCAAAUUGUUGCCACAUUUUUCAUUUGGAUUGCAUUGACGAAUGGUUAGUCCAAAAAGGAUCGUGCCCAAUGUGUCGAGCUUAUGUCACACAUUUAUGAAUUGGUGGAUCAAUUUUCAUGAAAUAUGCGUAUAUAUGAUAACAAGUUGGGUUAGGUAGAACCCAAUUUUGAUUAAAAAUAAAUAAAAAAUUCAAAUGGAUAAAGUUAAUGGCACAUUUAUAUUGGUUCUGCUGAAAUUCUGGAUAGAUAUUCAGCUAACUAAUAUAAAGUGUCGAGGAAUUAAUUUGAAUUUUGUGGAAAACAUAUU